AACUAUUUUGGCAAGACUCGCUGUAAACCGUUUAUUUCUGCGCGUCCUCUGCUAACUCACGCGAAACAUGCUCGCCGUAUUGCGCAAACAGCUUAAGAGCCACCCGGCUCUGGUCCCCCUUUUGUUCUUUAUCGCCGGAGGUGGAGUCAUGUCCAUGAUGUACCUGGCUCGUCUGGCCUUGAGAAACCCAGAUGUGUGCUGGGAUCGCAACAACCCCGAGCCCUGGAACAAGUUGACCCCAACGUCUCAGUACAAGUUCUACGCCGUUAACACCGACUACAGCAAGCUGAAGAAGGAAGGCCCUGAUUUCUAAAGAUCCCAUCUGCUGGACCAAAAGCACAAAGAGGAGCUGCUCCGCACAGCUUCGUUUGGACUCCCUCAGGGAGCCCGAGGGAUGCAGAGGCUAAACCCGCACAGUGACUGAUAUUUAAGUUUCCUCAUUGCAUCAGAUUGGCAUUUGUAAAACCAACAUGUCUCUUAUUUCUCGUUUUCAAUGAUUGUCAAUAAACUGAAGGAGUCUUUUCUCCUCCAUACAGAGAAAAGAACCAUUUCAUUCA
Molecule: messenger RNA, 557 nt
Organism: Pseudoliparis swirei
Lineage: Eukaryota; Metazoa; Chordata; Actinopteri; Perciformes; Liparidae
Gene: coxfa4a
Product: NDUFA4 mitochondrial complex associated a
Exons: 4
Coding region: 68-313 (81 amino acids)
Source: RefSeq, a predicted model, not a curated record